CUAUUUCAGAUGGAUGAGACAGAUUAUAUGCAAAACAUCACCAUUCAAUACUGUUUUCCUUACAUUAACUCUUCUUGCAGAAAGGAGGUGCGAACAGGCCCUGGGAAUUUAUUUUUGUUUGUUUUUCUCUCUUGUGUAUCUGUGUUCACUGUGUUUCUGAACCUGCUGGUGAUCAUCUCCAUCUCUCACUUCAAGCAGCUCCACACUCCAACCAACCUGCUCGUCCUCUCUCUGGCUGUGGCGGAUCUUCUCGUGGGACUGUUUGUUAUGCCUGUGAAUGUAAUAGGAUUCAUAGACUCCUGUUGGUAUUUUGGAAAAAUAGGAUGUUCUAUUUUUCCACUGAUCACUUUUAUCUCAAUGUCAGCAUCUCUCUGUAGCCUGAUUUUCAUUGCAGUUGACCAGUACAUUGCUGUCUGUGACCCUCUGCUUUAUUCCACCAGAGUCACAGUUUGUAAAACCUCAUUGUUAAUCAUUCUGGGCUGGUCUUUAUGUCUGCUUUAUGUCACCAUGUAUUUGUACUUUAAUGAUCAUCUCUUUCAAUCUCAGAUAUUCACUAGAUGUGAUGGGGAGUGUGUCCUGGUCCAAAAAUAUUCCUGGGUGAUGAUUGACCUAGUGUUUUCCUUUCUGACCCCUUGCUCUAUUAUACUGGUCAUGUAUGCAAUCAUUUUUAACGUGGCGCGACGUCAAGCUAGAGCUGUUAGAGCUGUGGUAAAUGCUGCCUCACAUAAACUUGGAGUUAAAGUUUCAAGCUCUUCUGAUACCAAAGCAGCAAAAAAAAUAGGCACUGUAAUUUUUGUUUAUCUUGCUUGUUGGAUACCAUUUUAUGUAACUUCUCUUUCAGUUAAAAAUGUCUCAUCCCUAUCAAUAGUGUGGACUGUGUUUGGCUGGCUACAACUUAUUAACUCAUCUGUGAAUCCAUUAAUGUAUGCCAUUUUCUAUUCAUGGUUUAGAGCAUCAACUACGUAUAUUAUAACUGGCAGAAUAUUUGAAAACUCAUCUUCAAGAUUUAAUUUGUUUCCAGAGAAUUUUUAA
Messenger RNA from Colossoma macropomum (tambaqui), 1032 nucleotides. RefSeq names its product trace amine-associated receptor 13c-like. Gene Ontology annotation, cellular component: membrane. The transcript has a single exon. Bases 10 to 1032 code for a protein of 340 amino acids. The record is from RefSeq and is a predicted model, not a curated record. Gene Ontology annotation, molecular function: trace-amine receptor activity. Lineage: Eukaryota; Metazoa; Chordata; Actinopteri; Characiformes; Serrasalmidae. Gene Ontology annotation, biological process: G protein-coupled receptor signaling pathway.